Ectocarpus sp. CCAP 1310/34 is the source of this 977-nucleotide messenger RNA. NCBI's taxonomy places the organism in Eukaryota, Phaeophyceae, Ectocarpales, Ectocarpaceae. The record is from the annotation of a GenBank genome assembly.
AUGUGUGUGCUGUUGAUGUUCAUUUUGUGUCUUCAGCAACGUGCGUUCAGCCGCGUUUGCCGGAUCGCAUCCGAUCCUGCGUGUUUCUAAUGUUGUGUUGCCUACUGAAAGGCACCGGACGGGCACUGAUCAAACGGGUAGGACACUGUUAGAUUGCCCAUCGCUCGGGGUGAGGCAUUCGUGGUACCAGAGAGAGAGAGAGAGAGAAGACAGCCAUCGUGCACGGGGUGCUGUGUUGAUGCAGCAGCUACGAACCAGCCUUCUUCUCUAGUUUGUGGGUGAUUGCGAUGUGUCCGUUGCGAAUACGUGCAGCUCAAGUCCAUGGUGGGUGUGGGCCUUCCCCCUUCAGCCCGUUCGGGGUGCACCUGAUACUCUAUCCCCAGCGCCGGCCACGGCACAUACCCUAUUUGCUCGUGCUGGCUGCGCGCAACUCCGCGGGCGCUGCUCGCAACGAGGUGAUCAAGAAACAUGUGAGGGAGGGCAACUCCUUCUCGAGCGAAGACUGGGAGGCCUUCGAUUUGGCGUGGGACCUGAGGAGCAGGGGCGUGUUCUCGGAAGAAGAGUGGACCACGCAGGUUGAUGGAGACAUCUCGGGCAUCAUCAACAGCGCUCGCCCUACACUGUCUUCAUACCGCGCUACCGCGUCUGGCCAGAUGAACGAGCUGAGUCUUGUGGACGACGACGACAGCAUGGAAUCGGACGACGAGAUUCUCGCCAUGGAGAUUCCGGAUGGGUUUCGCAUCCAAGCAUCUACACCGGCAGCUCUUGACAGUUCGUCACCGCAGCGUGGAGUACUCGUUAGGCUGGGCAUGGGAUGGUUUGGGCGGGUGAUCACUCGACAGUCUCAGGAGCGCACUCGCCACCUGUACGACUACCGUGUGCAUCUCGACCUAGACCAAAGUACGCGCAGCAUGAAGCUGCCGUUGGAAAUGCAGAGGAGAUCCGAAUGCGUUGGUGGGCUCGUGGAUCUUGCUUGA